Messenger RNA from Penicillium hordei, 1626 nucleotides. RefSeq lists its product as uncharacterized. NCBI's taxonomy places the organism in Eukaryota, Fungi, Ascomycota, Eurotiomycetes, Eurotiales, Aspergillaceae. The transcript has a single exon. Bases 1 to 1626 code for a protein of 541 amino acids. The record is from RefSeq and is a predicted model, not a curated record.
AUGGAGGGGUAUCCACCAGAGCUCCUAGACCCUGAUACGGUAAAUGAGCUCGAAACGCUUAUACCUGACCUAUCUCUACAUGAUAGGGCCAUAAUCCAAGACAGAAUGCGGAGACACAAGAUCUUCAGACAAUUAGAGUCUGAUGAAGAUCGCAUCGUAGUAUUAGACAGAAUUACGAUGGUUAGCGGGAGGAUACUAUCGUUCUAUACCUUCACCAGAGACUUUAUUUACUUCGAGGCUUGUAUGAUCACUCUCAAAAGCUUACAGCCUGAAGGUUAUAGGGGAACUAUGUUCGAAGCAUUUUUGGAAUGUUAUAUGCGAGAUCAAACUGGUUCGUAUAAUGUCCAAGUUGCCGAAGAGAUAUUUGAACCUCGCGACGAAGAUGAGGAUGGUAUGGAUAUAUGCUAUCGACAACUUUUCCUUGCCGUCAUGCGUGAUUUUCCGUCCCUUACUAGCCUCGGGCCCUACCAAGAUGACAAGAAAGGGAAGACUAAGAAAUCCGGGGUUCCGUCAGAAAGACUUAUCAAUCUAGCCCAGUUAGCUGUCAAACUGGGAUUCAAGAAUGAUGAGAUCAUGACCUUACAUACACAGGCUGAGGCAAACCGAUAUCAAAUCGUCACUGAAGAGUUUCUUAACCAGCUACAGCCUCUGGAUCGGUAUCAUGUUGAUACCGAGACUAAUCUGAGUGUCGCUCAGAACGUGUCCGAUAGAAUCAGCAACACGUCGGCUAUUGUGAUGCAUAGAGAGGAAGCAGAACUCACCACGGACUUGGAAAAGCUACCUAAGAAAUUUCGUUGUAGCCGGCCGUCUUACAAGAGGUACCUACAUGAUCGACAGCUUUUAUUUCUCGGAAAUAUCUACCAACAAGAAGUGGUUCCCAGGUCACAUGCAACCUCCUUCGCAAUACAGCGUGAUAUAUUUCUUUCCUUCUUCGGCGAAAUCAAUCUACAUUCUCAGGCAACUGAGGAUGAACUCUUUGCUAGCCCUGAUCCUCCUGAAAAUAGCUAUCACGGGGAUUCUUCCGAGAGCUAUGAUACACAGUCUUGGGAUAACAGAAACCAUUCAAAUACAGAUGGGCUCCAAGAACAUCAAGAUGGGCCUCAUGAUGAAGCUGAACAUCAAGCGCAUGAGUCCAGGUUGAGUGAAAGUCCCGAGAGCGACGAUCCACUUAACCAACCUCAAUCAAGAGCCGAUUCCUGGGAAACCCACUCCAUAUCGACCCUAUCAAACUUUUGGGCGGGUGAUGACCAGUUGAUAUCACUUGAACCCUUGACAACGCCUUCAGACUUUCUCAAUGGCUUACUUUCACAAACGGACGAUAUCCUGCUCUAUUUCUGGCAAACCAGACAGUACACGCGGCUAUCAAGCAGGUCCCAAGAUGAAAAUCUAUUUGAUAGCAAGACGCGCCUGCUGGCAAACCAGCAUCAGAUGUUCGUGUCAAUAAGUCGUACUAAGCCACAUCUGGUCCUUCCCAAAGAUCUCUACAACACGGCGAUGCGUGAAAAGCUUAUUUUAGUUGGACCAAAGCAUGAUCGAAUGGGUUUGAGUAGAGAUCUCAUGUCUCAAGUCCAGAACAGGAUUUUUGGAUUUCUUGAUAGAGUUAACUUGCACGAACCAAUUGCUUGA